AGGUAAGUGAAGGCAUUUGGAUCGGGCAGUGGUGCUGUCGAUUUUCUCCCAGCGCCCAAACAACGAACCAUAUCCAUUGGGGAAGCCAUUCCCCGUCGACUGCAGAGCUUUGAACUAUUCUCCUUCGUCUACCCCAUCGUAAAUGGCUGUUUUACAACCCCAAAAAACCCUUCAAGUCACCUCUAAUCUCUUCCCCAUAUGUAAUUUUACCUCCAUUCGACCUUCCAUUUCAAUUCCUUUCUCAUCCUCAAAGACCCAUCAUCAAAGUCCGCUUCUUUCUUCUUCCAGCAGACCCUUCUCACUCUCACCCACUCCAAGAAGGAUUUUGUGCGAACCCCCUAAAGGAAAGUACAUCCAUGACGAUUAUCUUGUGAAGAAGAUGACAGCUGCCGAAGUGCAGGAGUUGGUGAAGGGGGAAAGAAAUGUGCCGCUUAUAAUCGAUUUCUAUGCAACAUGGUGUGGACCCUGCAUUCUAAUGGCUCAAGAACUUGAAAUGCUCGCUGUAGAGUAUGAGAACAAUGCAAUGAUCAUUAAGGUUGAUACAGAUGAUGAGUAUGAAUUUUCACGAGAUAUGCAGGUAAGAGGACUGCCUACACUUUUCUUCAUUAGCCCGGAUCCAAAUAAAGAAGCCAUCCGCACUGAAGGUCUCAUUCCAAUUCAGAUGAUGCGAGAUAUCAUUGAUAGAGAAAUGUGAACCAUGAAGAAAGGAGCAUCAAGCACACCUCUUAUCAACACUGCUGGAAAAUGAGGGAUCGAAAUCCGUACUAGACCGUAUUAGAGCCUUUGACGAAGUUUAUCGGCCUCCCGUAAGUCAUGUUUUAACCAAUUUGAGACAGGGAGAUUCAAACAGUAGAAAAUCAUGAAAGUAGGGUAGAAAUUCAUUUAGUUUUAGCAUGCUCCCACCAUUUUGUAAUGAAAACAGCAUUGUCAACCAACAGAGAUUUAGUUGGUUUAAAAAUUUUAGUCAAUGAGGUUCAAAAUUUUCACUCUUAGCCCACAAAA
Molecule: messenger RNA, 1002 nt
Organism: Cucumis sativus (cucumber)
Lineage: Eukaryota; Viridiplantae; Streptophyta; Magnoliopsida; Cucurbitales; Cucurbitaceae
Product: thioredoxin-like protein CITRX, chloroplastic
Exons: 4
Coding region: 143-694 (183 amino acids)
Biological process (GO): cell redox homeostasis; plastid organization
Cellular component (GO): thylakoid
Molecular function (GO): protein-disulfide reductase activity
Source: RefSeq, a predicted model, not a curated record